CUUCUUUCUCCCCAUACCCAUCUCUCAGUACUCAACUGUGGAGCCAUGUUCCAGCUGUUGGAUAGAGCGAGGAAGUUUUUGUUGGAGAAGAUGGGGAAUAUAAUAAAGAAGCCGGAGGCCAAGGUCGUCGACGUCGAUAUCAAAGAUUUGAGCCGCGACGGGGCGACGUACAUCGCCAAGGUCUCUGUGAGCAACCCCUAUAUCACUCCCAUACCCAUUGGCGAGAUCUCUUACACCCUCAAGAGUGCCGACAGGGUGGUAGCGUCAGGGAAGAUGGAGGACCCAGGGUCACUGCCGGGGAAUGAGAAGACGGUGCUGGAGGUGCCGGUGAAGGUGGCGCACAGCAUACUGGUGAGCUUGGUGAAAGACAUUGGUGCUGAUUGGGACAUCGACUACCAGUUGGAUUUGGGUCUGACCGUUGAUCUUCCUCUCUUUGGUGACAUCACCAUUCCACUUUCCUGGGAGGGAGAGAUCAAGCUUCCUUCUCUCUCUUCCAUCUUCUAAUCUACUUCACUCUUUUUCUUUUUUUUGAUGUUGAAAUGGUCUGUUACUUUCUGUGUUUUUGUGUUGGUUAAUGAAUCUUCGUAUUUGAUUUGAUUUGGAGAAGCAAAAA
This is a messenger RNA of Vitis vinifera (wine grape), 613 nucleotides long. RefSeq names its product desiccation protectant protein Lea14 homolog. Gene Ontology annotation, biological process: response to desiccation. The transcript has 2 exons. Gene Ontology annotation, cellular component: cytosol. Lineage: Eukaryota; Viridiplantae; Streptophyta; Magnoliopsida; Vitales; Vitaceae. The record is from RefSeq and is a predicted model, not a curated record. The coding region runs from base 46 to 504 and encodes 152 amino acids.